UUAAGACAUCAACAACAAGAUAAAGUGUCAAGUGAACCAUGAGAAACCAUAAGAAAAACAUGAAAAGGUUCCUGUUCGUGCUGCUGGGCAUCCUUUUCAUGUGGUGGCUGAGUUUGCCGUAUUUCAUCCUGCAUAACGUUGACCAUGUGGGUGAUGCUGUGACUGUUGACAACAUACUGAGACGCAAUGGAAAUGUGAUAAUGGAAACACACACGACUCAAGUUUCCUCUGUGCCACAGUUGAAAAACUACAGACAGGAGUUACAAGCACUUCAGGUGAAAGUGGAAGUAGAUAAAGCAUAUGCUGAAGUGAAGGAUGAGAUGAUAAAGGAGCUGCGCUCUGAUAAACUCCAACUGCAGCUGCAAAUUUCUCACUUGGGAGAGCUCUUGAAGGUACAGCUGGAGAAGGAAAAACUACAGUGGAAAGAAAAGGUGCAACAGCAUGAAGAAGAGAUACCAGAGCAAGUCGAAUCUGGAAAAGAGCAACAAACCAAAGAUGAUAAAAAUUGCCCAAUACUAUCCAUGGAUGGAUUUCCACACUGCAAGCAGAAACUCAUGUGGAUGAAGAAAAUGUGGAAGACAGACCUGUGCUACAGCAGUUAUGGGGUCAAUGGGUCAUUCUGCUCCUUCCUCAUCUACCUCAGUGAGGUAGAGUCCUGGUGUCCCAGGGUUUCAGGCAGGGUGCUUGCCCCAGUUGUGGAGAAAACCCCAGAGCUAAAAUUUGAUGGUGCAAUGAUACGUGAAAGUUUUAAAGGUCUAUACGACUCUAUGGCAAACAAGGCCGAGUUUGUUUGGAUCCAGAGAAGAAUUCAAAGCAUGGAAGACAUUUGGCUUCAGGCAAUGCAGUCUCUUUCAGCCAAAUACAAACUGACAAAGCGGAAAGCCAAACAGAUUCUCGUACAUCCUGGUGCAAUUACACGUGAAUCAGGUUUUAGAAUAAUAGAUGGAGCUUUCAGUGGAGGACCGCUGGGGGAGCUGGUUCAGUGGAGUGACCUGAUCGCCAUACUUUAUAUUUUGGGUCACCAUCUUCACCUGUCUAACUCCAUACCCAUCUUACAGAAUAUUCUAAACGGGAACGGAGGUUCCUGCCCUCGUAAAACAAAGACAGAAGUGAACCUGAUCUAUACAGACAUUGUCGGCCUCCAACAAAUUCAGCCACUAGUUAAGACAUCCUGGGAAAAAUACAAGUGUAUGAUGCGAGUGUUGGACACUUUUGGCACGGAACCAGAUUUUAAUCACGCAGAUUGGUCUAAAAAUCACAACCUUAAGAGUCCAUUUGGCGGCCUCCAUCUGAUCCCCCUGCAGUUCUACACCAUGUUCCCCCACACGCCAGACAACACGUUCCUGGGCUUUGUUGUGCAGCACCGGUUGAAUGCUGAGAAAAACGAGCAACUGAAGAGACAAAACCAAGCUCUUGUGUACGGCAAGAGAGGCACAUUUUGGAAGGAUAAGGAGGCUUAUGUGGAUGUUAUCCACAAGUACUUGGAUGUCCAUGGUACGGUAGAUAAUGGCAGACGGAUUCCAAGUUAUGUGAAAAACCAUGGCAUUGUUAAAGGGACUGAAGUGCAUGCCUUGUUGAGGCAAAGCAAGGUUUUUGUAGGAUUGUCCUUCCCGUAUGAAGGACCUGCUCCUCUGGAAGCUUUAGCCAAUGGCUGUGCUUUCCUGAACCCAAAGUUGGAUCCUCCACAGAGCAGCCUCAACACGGAGUUCUUCAAAGGAAAGCCCAACAUCAGAGAGGUGACAUCUCAGCAUCCGUAUGCCGAGGCGAUAGGAGAGCCCUACGUGUGGACGAUCGAUAUCAACAACCUAACAGAAGUGGAAAGAGCUGUCAAAGCUAUUCUCAAUCAAAGUAUUGAGCCUUAUCUUCCCUAUGAAUUUACUUGUGAAGGGAUGCUCCAGAGGGUCAACGUCCUCAUUGAAAAACAGGACUUCUGCUCAAGUUCAAGCAGCUGGCCGCCUUUGAGUGCGCUCCAGGUAGUGACGGCAAAGGCUGGCACUUCUUGUAAAAAGGCAUGCCAGAAAACUGGGCUAAUCUGCGAACCUGCAUUCUUUGGAUACCUGAACAACGCUGAGAAACUCUCUAACUACAACAUAGAUUGUCAAACAUCAGAGUUUUCUGGGAGUCAGAUGGUGUUUCCAGCGUACAACAGCGACAGCAAUCACUGCCUGCUCCAGUCUGAUCCCCUGCUCUUCAGCUGUGUCAGAUCGGACCCCUCCUUGACUCGCAUCUGCCCCUGCAGGGACUACAUUAAAGACCAGGUGGCCUUGUGUAAGACAUGUAUCUGAAAUGAAUAUGCUGAUUGUAAAUGCAGGAAAGACUGGUUACAUAGUGAAUUAAGGAUUGGGAUGGAGGGUUUUAAAAUAUUGUGUCCAUCUUCACUCUGGUUAGAAAUGUGAAAGACACAAUAAUAAGCUAAAGAUUCAAUUAUUUGGAUUUAUGUUGUACUGUCUCACACUGGAAAAAUAAUUUUAUCUGUAAACCUAAGCCUAAUACUCCAUCUGGUUUAUUCCAUUUGGUGUGACUUAGUUUAGUCUUUGUCAAUCUAGUGUUUGUGGACUUUGUGGGCUGUGGGUUUGUGGUCUGUCUUUAUAUUGUCUUGUCUUUCCCUUACUCCCUGCUGGUCCAUGCUGUUUCCAUGAAAGGUUUUUUGGGGGGGAUUAUUGCCAAGUUUACACUCUUGUGUUUUUUGUAGUUCCUGCUCAGCAGUGUUUCAAGUUAAAAUAAAUCACAUUAUUCUGGAACUCCUCCCUCCUCGUCUCCUGCGUCUGGGUCCUACUCAGCCACACACCUUAACAUUAACAUUAUUUGAUCACCAACAAAGUUAGAGAAGUCCCCUUUAAAAUAAAUCAUAGGAUGUACCCCACAAAAAAAAAUCUCUGGGUGCAAUUCUGAAA
Messenger RNA from Cololabis saira (Pacific saury), 2894 nucleotides. Its product is annotated as alpha-1,6-mannosylglycoprotein 6-beta-N-acetylglucosaminyltransferase A-like. The record is from RefSeq and is a predicted model, not a curated record. Gene Ontology annotation, molecular function: alpha-1,6-mannosylglycoprotein 6-beta-N-acetylglucosaminyltransferase activity. Gene Ontology annotation, biological process: protein N-linked glycosylation. The coding region runs from base 39 to 2285 and encodes 748 amino acids. Gene Ontology annotation, cellular component: Golgi apparatus. Lineage: Eukaryota; Metazoa; Chordata; Actinopteri; Beloniformes; Belonidae. The transcript has 18 exons.